ACUCCACAUAAAUUGGUGUUUGAAACAAAACAAAACACAAAAAAGUCAUCGAUCGACUGCAAUUUACAACGGCGAAGAGAGAAUUGAAUCAACGCGGUAGCGGCGAAUUUAGCGUCGAAACAUGGUAGCUUCAACCGAAUCGCCCUUCAAACCAGACAUCUUAAAAGGCAAAGUAGCUUUAAUAACUGGCGGAGCGUCGGGAAUUGGGUUUGAAAUAUCAACACAAUUGGGGAAACAUGGAGCGUCGGUUGCUGUGAUGGGUCGUCGGAAGCAAGUUCUUCAAUCUGCUGUUUCGGUUCUUCAAUCGCUUUCGAUUCCUGCUGUUGGGUUUGAAGGGGAUGUGAGGAAGCAGGAAGAUGCGGCGAGAGUUGUUGAUUUGACUUUUAAGCAUUUUGGGAGGAUUGAUAUUCUUGUUAAUGCUGCUGCUGGGAAUUUUCUUGCUGCUGCUGAAGAUCUUUCGCCGAAUGGGUUUCGAACAGUUUUGGAUAUCGAUUCUGUUGGCACAUUCACUAUGUGUCAUGAAGCACUUAAGUAUCUCAAGAAAGGGGCACCAGGUAGGAACUCUUCUAGUGGGGGAUUAAUAAUAAACAUUAGUGCUACCUUGCAUUAUGGAGCUUCUUGGUAUCAAAUUCACGUAUCUGCUGCAAAGGCAGCUGUUGAUUCCACUACAAGAAACUUGGCACUGGAAUGGGGAACAGAUUAUGAUAUCAGAGUCAAUGGGAUUGCACCAGGUCCAAUAGGUGAAACUCCUGGCAUGAGUAAACUGGCUCCUGAAGAAAUAGGUAGCAGAGGCAGAGAUGAAAUGCCUCUGUAUAAACUUGGGGAGAAAUGGGAUAUUGCAAUGGCUGCUCUCUACUUAGCAUCAGAUGCAGGAAAAUACAUUAAUGGUGACACUAUGGUAGUUGAUGGAGGACUUUGGCUGAGCCGGCCACGUUAUUUGCCGAAGGAGGCAGUGAGACAGGUAUCACGAGAAGUAGAAAAAAGAUCCAGAAAUGAACCAAUUGGUGUUCCAAAAAGUAAGCUAUGAGCCAGCGGAUUCAGUUUUAGCCCCUCUGCACCGCAGGGGAUUACUUCUUUAAACAAUACAAUGGAUGGAAUAUAUGAUCUCAGUCACUAAUAAAUUGAAAUUAUUACAAAGUUCAACUUUGCCAAGCUUAGAAACAUAAUUUACGAUGAUUUAAAGUUGCAAAUACAUCCAGCAGAAGAAUAAAAAGGCUAUGGCUAGACCCCAUGGUUGUUUGUAUUGUCUUUGCUUGUUGGAACUGUAAGCAAAUUCAGCUGUAUGUAUGUAACUUUGAACGUGAAAUGUGGUUAGUGUUCUAAUAAACAAAUCCUUAGUCACUUUCAUUUCA
This is a messenger RNA of Medicago truncatula (barrel medic), 1352 nucleotides long. RefSeq names its product peroxisomal 2,4-dienoyl-CoA reductase. NCBI's taxonomy places the organism in Eukaryota, Viridiplantae, Streptophyta, Magnoliopsida, Fabales, Fabaceae. The transcript is spliced from 4 exons. The record is from RefSeq and is a predicted model, not a curated record. Gene Ontology annotation, molecular function: 2,4-dienoyl-CoA reductase (NADPH) activity. Gene Ontology annotation, cellular component: peroxisome. Gene Ontology annotation, biological process: fatty acid catabolic process. Bases 122 to 1027 code for a protein of 301 amino acids.